Molecule: messenger RNA, 1075 nt
Organism: Tinamus guttatus (white-throated tinamou)
Lineage: Eukaryota; Metazoa; Chordata; Aves; Tinamiformes; Tinamidae
Gene: SUMF2
Product: sulfatase modifying factor 2
Cellular component (GO): endoplasmic reticulum
Source: RefSeq, a predicted model, not a curated record
AUGCAGCUGGCGCUUGUGCUUUGUUGCUGCCUGUUAGACCCCAGCCGAGCCCUGCAAGCUUUUGGAAAGAAUGAGGACAUGGUGCAGCUGUCUGGUGGGAAGUUUCAAAUGGGAUCCAGUUCCCAGGAGAAUAAAAAUGAAGAAGGGCCAGUCAGAGAGGUGACUGUGAAGCCAUUUGCUAUUGACAAAUACCCCAUCACAAACAGGGAUUUCAGGGAGUUUGUUAGAGAAAAGAAAUACAAAACUGAAGCAGAAGCAUUUGGCUGGAGCUUUGUCUUUGAGGAUUUCGUAUCUGAAGAGCUGAAAAAAAAAGUCACCCAAAAACUGGAGUCCGCGCCUUGGUGGCUGCCUAUAGACAAAGCUUUUUGGCGACAGCCCUCAGGUCCUGGCUCUGGUAUAAAAGACAGGCUGGAUUACCCGGUCUUGCAUGUGAGCUGGAAUGAUGCGCAGGCGUUUUGCAAGUGGAAAGGGAAGAGGCUUCCCACGGAGGAAGAGUGGGAAUUUGCUGCUAGGGGAGGCCUAGAGCAAAGAAUAUAUCCCUGGGGAAAUAAGUUCCAGCCAAACCGUACCAACCUGUGGCAGGGCAGUUUCCCAGGGGUUGACACGGCUGAAGAUGGUUAUCACGGUGUUUCACCAGUGACAGCAUUCUCUCCUCAAAACAACUAUGGGCUCUAUGAUCUGCUAGGAAACACUUGGGAAUGGACGGCCUCAGAAUACGUAGCUCCUGGGCUUGCAGCGAGGCAGCGUGCUCAGAAAAUGCAGGUCUUGAGAGGUGCAUCUUGGAUUGACACUGCAGAUGGAUCUGCGAACCACAAAGCCCGUGUUACUACAAGAAUGGGGAACACACCAGAUUCAGCCUCUGAUAACCUCAGUUUCCGCUGCGCUGCUGACAUACAGAAACACAAAGCAAAGCAAAGUGGGACCAGAACUGAGUUCUGAGGAGUUCACUUGGAAAGACCUGGAGGCAUUUUCUCCUGUGGAGAUGAACAGUAAUUCCAGCAGUCAAACUUUAUUAAACUAGCCAAUUGUAAAAAUUGAAAACAAAUACUUUCAGCUUAAAAGUCCUUUCUUCACU